Molecule: messenger RNA, 711 nt
Organism: Dendronephthya gigantea
Lineage: Eukaryota; Metazoa; Cnidaria; Anthozoa; Malacalcyonacea; Nephtheidae
Product: demethylmenaquinone methyltransferase-like
Exons: 1
Coding region: 1-711 (236 amino acids)
Source: RefSeq, a predicted model, not a curated record
AUGGACUUCAAUGCUCAAGCGUAUGAUGAAUUGAGUAAAAUGCAAUUUAAUGCCGGAUGUCAAUUUGUCAACAGAAUAGGCAUAUCCCUAGGAGACAAAGUGCUCGACAUUGGUUGUGGUACUGGGAAAGUCACAAAAUAUAUCGCUGAUAUUGUGGGCCCCGAUGGUUCAGUUACAGGCAUCGAUCCGGAUGCCUCGAGAAUCCAAAUCGCUGCAGAAAACUUCAGAGACGUCCGUAACCUCCAGUUCCAUGUUGGGAGCGCAGCCACAGGAUUUCCGCACGAAAGUGAAGCGUUUUACGAUGUUCAUAUGGGCACGAAUUCAUUUCACUGGGUUUCCGAUGACGAGAAGAAAGUUUACUUAGAAAAAGCACAUCGCUCUCUAAAACCGGGGCGAAAGCUUGCCAUAUUGUGUGGAGAGAAACCUGUGGGUGUUGAAAAGAGUAUUUUCGGGCCUCAUAUGUUAACGUAUGACGGAUAUCUGAAGUUAUUUCAAGAUAGUGGGCUCUUCACCGAUGUCGUGAUCAAGAAGGAUUUGCACGUAAAACGGUUUGAAACGUUAGAAGAAUUUAAACCAUGGUACGAAGCUUCAAGAGGUCAUAGUUUUGAAAUCUUGAAUAAAAAAGAGGUGCAAGAUUAUGUUAUCACAGAAGAUGAUGGCAGUGUCACUUGUAAAGUACCGAGUCUUUACAUCACAGCCAGUAAAAAAUGA